GAAUGACGUCAGGCCCCUGCGGGUCCAGGAUCUCCCGAGCGCCAUGCUAGGCGUGGGCAGCGCGGGACUCGCGCGGGCCCUGCGGGCUGGGAAGCAGGCAUGGCUGUGGGGCGCGCGCGGCCGCUCCCUGGCCCUGGUGCACGCGUCCCGCGGGCCCCACGCGGCGGACUGGCAGCCGUCGGCCGGGCGGGGGCCGCGCAGGCGUCCGCUGAGCCUGUCUGCAGCCGCGGUUGUGAACUCGGCGCCCCGCCCUCUGCAGCCCUACCUGCGCCUCAUGCGGUUGGACAAGCCCAUAGGAACCUGGCUGCUGUAUCUGCCGUGUACUUGGAGCAUCGGUCUGGCGGCGGACCCAGGCUGCCUCCCGGAUUGGUACAUGUUAUCCCUGUUUGGCACAGGAGCUGUUCUGAUGCGUGGAGCCGGCUGCACCAUUAACGACAUGUGGGACCAGGACUUUGAUAAAAAGGUUACAAGAACAGCAAGUCGCCCAAUAGCUGCUGGAGACAUUUCAACUUUUCAGUCCUUUGUUUUUCUUGGAGGACAGCUGACCUUGGCCCUGGGCAUUCUUCUCUGUCUGAAUUACUACAGUAUAGCUCUUGGAGCAGCCUCCCUACUGCUUGUCAUCACCUACCCGCUAAUGAAACGAAUUACAUACUGGCCUCAGUUAGCCUUGGGGUUGACCUUUAAUUGGGGAGCAUUGCUUGGAUGGUCUGCUAUCAAGGGCUCCUGUGAUCCAUCUGUUUGCCUUCCUCUUUAUUUUUCUGGAAUUAUGUGGACUCUGAUAUACGAUACUAUCUAUGCCCAUCAGUUCUUCCUAUGGCAUCACCGACUCAAUGGACAUGAGUUUGAGCAAGCUCCGGGAGAUGGUGAAGGACAAGGAAGCCUGGUGUGCUGCAGUCCGUGGGGUCACAAAGAGUUGGACACAACUGAGCGACUGAACAACAACAGCAAGAUGUUAUUUCCGGGCUUAACUGGUGGCCUGCUGUGUAUGCUCUACUGCCCAGUGGAGCCACCGGCCACAUGAGAUGAUCACGUACUUGACACGUGGCUUGUCUUAAUUGAGAUGUCCUGUAAGUGUUAAACACACACCAGAUUCCAAAGACGUAGUAUACAAGGUGCAAAAUAUCUCAUUAGUAAUUUCCUGAUUUCAAGCUGAAAUCACAUUUUUGUAUAUUGAGUCAAAUAUGUUAUUGCAAUUCAUUUUACCUGUUUUUUAAAUGUGGCUACUAGAAAAACAUUGGAUUGCACUAGUCACUAACGUAUUUCUGAUAUAUAGUAACACACUAUAUGGGAUCAUCCAUAUGCAACAUAUUUGAUCUAUAAAAAUUACAUAAACUCAGAGCUGUAGUUUCCUUAUCUGCUAAACGCAGCGGGGGAAAUUUAACUUCACUUGGUUGAUGUGAGGCAAAACUGAUAAAUUUCCUGGCACAUGAUAAAAACUCAAAGAAUGUUAGUCCCUUUCUCCCCCAUUCCCUUGUUUGAAAGGUAAGCAGCUAUGGAAAAAGAAAAACACUGAAGCAAAUCACUAUGUCAGCACUUUCUAAGUUCAGUGCUGCCAACAGUAUUGUCUUUCUAAUUGGGUGCUUUUUCUUGAAUUAGUUGAGAGAGAUGAUGAUAAAUAGAAGAUUGAUAAUGGUUGGAUGGAUAAACCGGCCAGUAGAAGCAUAGAUAUUCAGUUAGUCCACCUCAUCUAUUGACAUUUUAAUCAGAAAAUGGGAAAAAAACCUCCUAGCUUUCCUUCCCUUCUCGACCUUGAGCUAGAAUCGUAAAAGCAGUGCCCAGUGCCUAGAACAGUAGGAGCACCCACUAAUUGCUUGUUGGAUGAAUAACUGGAACUCUUGAAAUAGGCAGGGGAUGUAGAAGGGCUUCCCAGGUGGCGCUAGUUGUAAAGAAUCCGCCUGCCCAUGCAGGAGACAUAAGAAACGCAGAUUCCAUCCCUGGGUCAGGAAGAUCCCCUGGAGGAGGGCAGGACAAUUCACUCCAGUAUUCUUUGGAGAAUCUCAUGGACAGAGGAGCCUGGCAGGCUACAGUCCAUAGAAUCGCAAAGAGUCAGGCACAGCUGAAGCAACUUAGCAGCAGCAGUGUCCACAGAGACCACCUAGUCCAGUGAAUUUCUCAGACUUCUGUUAAAUAGGCAACAGAAAUGCAUUCUGCAAAUAGAAGCCUACAUAAAGUCCCAAUAUAUAAAUUACAGAUUAAAGCAGACUUGACCCUUUGACCUGUGAAGGCACCUGAGUCCUUCCUCUGAGCCUGCCUUUUUCAUUCAGGGGCAUCCCUGCUGGACUGCCGGGGAGAUUUGGGAUUCUCACACCAUCCAGUCAGAAAACUGUUUCUCCUCUAAUUCUGCAUGAAAGGAAACCAGGCCUAAAGAAAUAAUUUACCUACAGUAAUUUAUCCAUAGGGCUUCCCUGGUGGUGCAGCGUUAAAAAAUCCACCUGCCAAUGCAGGAGAUGUGGGUUGGAUCCCUGGGUCAGGAAGAUCGCCUAGAGAAGGCAGUUGGCAACCCACUCCAGUAUUCUUGCCUGGAGAAUCCCAUGGACAGAGGAGCCUGGUGGGCUACAGUCCACGGGGUUCCAAAAGAGCUGGACACGACUUAGCAACUAAGCAACAACAACAGAACAAUUUAUUGCCAGAUGAAAAUUGAGAUAAGAAUGAACAUUUAAAUCCACAUGUUUAAUAACUAUCUAAGAGCCAACUAAAUCUUUCCAGCUUCAGAUUCUUUAUAUCUAAAAUGAGUAAAAUACUACCUACCUCGUGGUGGUGGUGUAAGGAUUGCACAAGAAAACAAUCUCAUCUGGUCUCGUGACUUUAAAUGUCAUCUGUAUACUGAUUAUUCCUAAAUGUGUACCUGCAGCCUAAACUUUCCCUUUGAACUUGAACAGAAUUGACUGUUAAACUGCCUACCUGACGCUACCCCUUGAAUUCCAAAUAGGUACCGCCAACUCAACAUGUUCAAAACUGAGCUGUCUUCCCUCUCAAACCUUCUCCCACCCUCUAUACCGCCUCAGUAAUGGCAUCCACUCUUCUAGUUGUUCUGGCCAAACCCUGGGAUUGCCCAUGGUUCCUCUCCUGUCACAUUGCACAUCCAAGACAUCACAAGAGCCUCUGGGCUCCACCUCCAAAAUGGGUGCAGAAGCCCACCUUUCCUUACCUCCACUUCAACCACCCUGGUCCACGUCACCAUCUUUUUCUGAACUACAUACUUAUAUGCUACAAGUAUUAUGUGAUAUAUCCUGAAUAUACUGGUGCUUCCUAACUGGCCUCCCUCCUUUCCGCUUGCCCCCUCUCGUUCUGUCCUCACCAGGUGAUCCUAUGAAAACACAAGCCAGCCCUUGUCAUGCCUCUCCAACUUUCCAGGGGCACCCGAGUUAUCUCAAUGUAAAGCCAAUGGCCUAAGCGUGGCCCUCCGGUGCUGUGUGAUAAGGCUGCCUGUUUCCUCCUGACUCUCCUUCCAGUCUUCCCCUGCUCCCCUGCUCCAGCUCCGCAGGCCUCCUUGCAGUUCCUGGAAUUCUUCCCCCGGGGUUCCAUCAGUGCUGCUCCCUCACCUCCUUCAGGCUUUGCCCCAAUAUCACCGUCUCAGUGAAACCUACAUGUUUGUCUUCCCUUUCUCAAAGUAUACACUCGAAAUAGACACAUUUCCUUUUCUCUUUUCUUGCUUUAUUUUUCUCCAUAGUAAAACACAAUGUAAUUUGAUUUGCUGCUGUUGCUAUUGUUGUUAAGUCAUGGCUGACUGUUUUGCAACCCCAUGGACUGUAGCCCACAAGGUUCCAUCGUCCAUGGGAUUUCCCAGGCGAGAAUACUGGAGUGGGUUGCCGUUUCC
Molecule: messenger RNA, 3817 nt
Organism: Cervus elaphus (red deer)
Lineage: Eukaryota; Metazoa; Chordata; Mammalia; Artiodactyla; Cervidae
Gene: COQ2
Product: coenzyme Q2, polyprenyltransferase
Exons: 6
Coding region: 44-1021 (325 amino acids)
Biological process (GO): ubiquinone biosynthetic process
Cellular component (GO): mitochondrial inner membrane
Source: RefSeq, a predicted model, not a curated record